CACAAGCAGAUCUUCCACCCUCAGAUCUCUGACUGCGAAAGGCCUCACCUUAGGUGAGAACUUUGGCUCUCAUUCAGCUCUCAGGGUGUCUGCCUCCUCACAGCUGAAGGUCCUUCUUGUCUGAGAUGGACAGUGUUACUUAACAGUAUGCGUGCUCUAGGACCAUGAAUGACAUCAAGAGUAACCGAGAACUAUACCAGCAAUACACUGCCAGCAUCUCCAGGCUGCUCAUCAUCUGCCAGAAUGCAGGCAUUUCUGUACCCAAGGGCGUCAGAAACAUCUUUGAGUUCACCUGGGAGGAGCUGAUCACUGACCCCAUGAUCCCUACCCCUUCUGAAAUCCUGGGCCUGGAGAUCAACAUUGGAGCCCCACCCGUGGUGCUUAUGGAACCGGCCCCUGUGCAGGCCCCUGUCCAGAAGAAGCCACCACCGCCAGUGCUACCACUGCCGAUGCUGCCCGCUUCCACUGGGCCGGCCAAAUUCUCCAUGCACUCUCCCACCGACGGCCACCAGGGGCCAUCCAGCCAGGAGACCCUGCACAGGUUCCAGAGGCAGUGUAUCCACCUGCUGACCGAGCUCCUCACCCUGAAGAUGAAGGCCAUGCUGGAGUCCGUGUCCAUAGGUGCCAACCCCCUGGACAUUACAAGGCGCUUCGUGGAGGCCAGCCAGCUUCUCCCUGCCAAGGAGAUGGCUCUCGACUGCCUCAUCGGCACCGUCGGGAGAAGUGGUUGCAGUGUCGGUCAGAUGGGGAAAGAUUCCUCCACAAACAUCCCAGCCGUGCGAGUGAACUCGCCUUACCAGCUUGUCUACGACUCCUCUACUGGCUGUCUGAGCUUUUCCCUCUCAACCGGAAGGGAAGUCAAGAAGAAAACAGGCAAACCCCCAAAUUUGGAAGAAGUAGUCUUGACCUCCCCACGACGAGGAGCGGGAACCUCUGCCUCUGAGGUUAUCGAGUUCAGCGACCCCUGCCCUGAAGCCCGGGAGAAGCUGCAGGAGAUGUGUCGCCUUAUAGAAGCCGAAAGGGUCUCGUGGAAAGGGAGGAAUGUCUUCUACCCCAUGAUCUUACGCAACUACAGGGCAAAGAUGCCCCCUCAUCUACUGUCAACCCCCGAAGGGGAUGCUCAGACCCCAAGCUCCUGCCAUCCGCACCCUCCAGGUGCCCAGACUUCCCCUCCCACCCCUCACCAGCCUCCCGCCCAUCAUCUUCACUUGGGCCCGCAUUCUCAGGAGUGGAAGGCACCCAAGAAGGCCAUCAGGUUGCAUUACACCUUCUACGAUGGGUCCUCCUUCAUUUACUAUCCCUCCGGAAACAUCGCCGUGUGUCAGAUCCCCACAUGCUGCAGAGGGAGAGCCAUCACCUGCCUCUUUAAUGACACACCCAGCUUCUCCUUCCUGGCCAUGUUCAAUGCUGAAGGCCAGGGCUGCGUUCACUACAACCUGAAGCCCUGCUGCCCAUACGUCUUGGUGUUGGAUGAGGAAGGUGGGACCACCAGCGAUUACAAGGGCUAUGUAGUCCACAAGUGGAGCUGGACCUCCAAGACGGAGACUUUGCUCUCCCUGGAAUACAAGGUGAAUGAGCAAAUGAAGCUGACAGUGCUAGGGCAGGAUUCUAUCAUGGUCACCUUUACCUCCCUGAAUGAGACAGUAACACUCCCUGUAUCGGCCUACAACUGUCCCCAUGGGACAUCGCACGAUAAACGGAUGACCCGCAGAAUCAGCAGCAUGGAUGAAAAGAUGUCUAACUUGAGUCGGGCCCUGGCAGAGAUCAAGAGGCGGUUUCAGAAGACAGUGUCCCAGUUCAUGAACUCCGUCCUGCUGGCGGCAGGCCUGUUCACCGUAGACUAUCCGGUAAAGGAGGAGGCAGAAAUCAUUCGGACGAGAUUAAGGUCCGGGCCCUAUCCUGAGCACGCCACCAAGCUGAGUUUAUACUCAGGAGAAAUCCUUUUAUUACGAUCUCAGUCAGCCCAACCCGAAUCCUCAAUGGAGGAGUCUUCGAAGGAGGAGCCUGUGUUGGCUCCUGUGAGCCCCACUCGGAAGAAGCCCAUCAAGGUCCAGGCCAAGGCCACGGUCACAGCCAGAGGGAAGGCCGCAGAGGUUCACAGCCCCACCAGGUGGGCAGCCUCACCCUCCAACUGCCCACUGGUGCUGCGGAAGCUCACGCAGGAAGACGUCGGGGCCGGCUGCAGGUGCAUGGUGAGGGCACCCCUGGUGUCCGACCUGGAGCUGGAGCACUUCCUGUCAGCACCCCGAGACCCCAGCCAGGUGCUGGUGUUCGGGAUCGUGUCGGGCCAGAACUCCACCAGGUCGGGGCAGCUGCAGCGGCUGCUGGACACACUCUACAGUCACCGGCAGCAGGGCCACGCCUCCCCCUGCACCCAGUGCCGGCACGACCCCUACCGCCUGCUGCAGUACAACCUGGACAGCCCCCUGCAGAGGGACCCUCCCCUGCUGGUGAAGAAGUACGCUGUGAUGGAGGGGAUGGUUCUGAUGUUCGCUGGGGGAAAGCUCCUUUUUGGGGGCUGCGUUUUGAAUGGAUAUGGCGUCAGCAGGCAGAAUCUGCUGAAACAGAUCUUCCAGGCUCGACAGAACUGCAAGAUGGGCUACUUCCUGCCUGAGAACUACAAGUUUAGCCUCCCCUGCAGCGUUUCAGCCUCCACCCCAGGCCUGGAGGACCCUGACUCGGCCAAGACAGCGGUGUUGGGAGACAUCCAAGGAAGCCUUUCCUCGUUGGCCUUGGGGAACAGGAUGGAGGAGCCCUCCACUGAAGCUGAGAAGAAACUGGUACAGCCUGAAGUGGAUCUGCAUCCUCUUAGCAGAGCCAGGAGGAGCAGCAAGAAGGUAACCACCUGGAAGAAACAGGCCUCGAAGAAGUGAUGCCAUCCCACAGCCACCCGGAGUGUGGCCUGGCCGUGGCCCCUCCCAAGCCCAUCCUGGGCCCCCCAGCCCUGCCUCUCCAGCCUCCCACCCCUUCUCUGAACUCUGUCUAAUAAACAAGCGUGCCUCCAGCAUCUGGGUGAGGCCGUGGGAUGGGCUGGCUCCUGCAAGGCCGAAGGCCCUGACAGCCCUGUUCCAGGCCGAGGCCUUAGAAACGCGGUGCUUCCUCUGUGGCCAGUGAAGUCAGCCCAAGAAUCUCCCAAGGAAACGAAGGUCUUCAAGGGACCAAGCCAAUGUCGCAUUAACCCUGGGGAGGUCGUGGAUGGGACUAAACUGUGCCCUUCUGCCCUUUGCUGGGUGGGGAAGGGCUCAGAUUCUGGCCCAGGUGGAAAACAGGGUGAGAGGGAGAAGAGGGAGCAGAGAGACAGAGAGAAAGCCAGGCGGGUGGGAGAAGAAAC
Molecule: messenger RNA, 3331 nt
Organism: Kogia breviceps (pygmy sperm whale)
Lineage: Eukaryota; Metazoa; Chordata; Mammalia; Artiodactyla; Physeteridae
Source: RefSeq, a predicted model, not a curated record